Messenger RNA from Cheilinus undulatus (humphead wrasse), 646 nucleotides. RefSeq names its product SOSS complex subunit C-like. Gene Ontology annotation, cellular component: SOSS complex; nucleus; nucleoplasm. The transcript has a single exon. NCBI's taxonomy places the organism in Eukaryota, Metazoa, Chordata, Actinopteri, Labriformes, Labridae. The record is from RefSeq and is a predicted model, not a curated record. Gene Ontology annotation, biological process: DNA repair. The coding region runs from base 177 to 488 and encodes 103 amino acids.
CGGAAGUGUUAGCACUGUUAGCCCACAGUGAGCAAACUCGACUUCAGCACAAAUUCUCGGUAUUUUCCUUUAAAGGAAACAACAGCCGGACCAGCACGUGACCUAACGUUUCGUAAUUAUCUGCUUCAUGGACUUGUAAAAACUUAAAUUUUCGCCGCUAACGUCGCUAGACCGACAUGGCUGCUAACCCUCCAGGACCAGGCUUUCAAAACAAAACCCGAGUGGCCAUCCUGGCAGAGCUGGACAAGGAGAAGAAGAGGCUGAUGCAGGGCCAGUCCAUGAACAGCCCCGGAGCGAACAUCCCGUUGUCGUCCAGAGCCAGCCUGAAGGAGGUGAGGGACAGCGCGGAGCAGCAGCACAUCGCCGCCCAGCAGAAGGCCGCUCUGCAGCACGCUCACGUCCACUCCUCCGGCUUCUUCAUCACACAGGACUCCUCGUUUGGGAACCUCAUCCUCCCUGUGCUACCCCGGCUGGAGCCCGACUUCUGACUCUGAGCUCCUACUGACAGUGACAAACAUUUCUCAUGCACAUGGUGCAUGCUCCUGGAUUUUUAUAGAUUUUUGCUCUUGUGUGUUUUAGUCAACACAGUGGUUAUGAUGGCAACCGGAAACUUUUCAUAAAGAAUAAAAAUACUGUUACAACUUUA